Molecule: messenger RNA, 3313 nt
Organism: Nerophis lumbriciformis (worm pipefish)
Lineage: Eukaryota; Metazoa; Chordata; Actinopteri; Syngnathiformes; Syngnathidae
Product: sorting nexin-19-like
Cellular component (GO): intracellular membrane-bounded organelle
Molecular function (GO): phosphatidylinositol binding
Source: RefSeq, a predicted model, not a curated record
CUUGGGAUUGACGUCACACUACAGGAAGUAAACAUUAGCUCAUAGUUAUCUUGGUGAUCGAAAUAGCGCGCAUAUCAUUCUAUUUUACGAAGAUGGCGUGAACAGCACCUUUCAUCACGACAGCGUCAAGCCAACCCUCAAAGCAUGGCGGAGGUGCUGGGACAGAAGUGUUUGGUGGUCUUGGGUGUACUGCUGUCUUGGCUGGUGCUUUUUCAUCUGCUUGUUAAUAUCUGGCUGCUGUGCAUGUUCACAAGCCUGCUGGUGGUACUUGGUGGGUGGCUUGGCUCACAGGUGAUUUUGGAAUCCAACAGCGUGAUUCACCUGGAGAGAUUUAUCAAACUGCAACAGAUUCCUUCCACUGAGGAGGAUGAGCAUGACUUGGAUCAGGAGAUUUAUAAUACUGUGGGGAAAAUCAUCAGGGACUUUGUUUCCUCCUGGUACUCUACUGUGUCCUCUGAGAGUGGCUUUGAAAAGGAGGUUGAAGAGGCCAUGAUAUCCAUGGGCAUUGAGCUGAAAAUGCGUGCAAAGCAACUGGACAGAAAGAGACUGACCCAAAGGAUCUUGGAGUUGUUUGGUUGCCAUCUACAGGACUACCUUAGAGCCAAGGAUCUGGUUAUCCAGCAGCAGGUGUCUUCAAGAGGGAGCAAUGACAGCAAGAAAUUGUGGCUGGCGUAUUCUGGGAUUACCACAACUCAUUUUGUCAUGACCAGUGAGGCAGCAGAAGUCAAUUACACACGAGCAAUGGUGGACUUACUGCUGCAUGUUUUAGUGCCCCAGCCUUACUUGGAAACACGCACUGGACAAUUUGUUGUUGGAGAGCUCAUCACUUGCAAUGUCUUGCUCCCCCUUUUUGAUAAAUUGUCUGACCCUGACUGGCUAAAUCUUUUCAUGAUAGAAAUAUUUGGCAGAUCUACUAAAGCAAAGGCGAUGAAUGGAGAAGAGCGCCUAAAUUCAUCAUUACCCCCAACACCUACAGAAUUAGAACUCACUCUAUCUCAAGAGUUCACAUUGGCACUUCAGAAUAAUACUGAUGUCUCUCUGCCAAAAGCUCAAACUGAAACAGGAACCCAUGCAGAUAUGGCCAUGCAUGAACUAGCGGUAUUUGAUAGGGAUGAGUCAGAGAUUGUGGACUGUCAAAAGACCAAUACUGAAGAUGAGACAAUUCAUUUGUUCUCAAGAAAUUUGGUGAGAAGAAGCAAAUCAAAUCCCUUUUACCAAGAACAUGAUUCUGAUUUGGAGUCUCCGUUAGGUGACUAUAAACAGAGUUCCAUUGACUCGCUGGUCAUGAUCGGACAAGAGGAGGGCUUUUAUGACCAACAGAAAAAAUGUGGCACAUCUGUUGACAGCAACAAUAGCAAUGACUUGGAGGAUGUUUGCUUCAUUCAGGAAGGUGGCUCUUGUCUUAGAGGGGCACAUUCAGAGACAUUAGAGUAUUUAAAUGACCCAAUGGAAAAGAGUGCAGAGAGCACUCCCAUCGGCAGCCUUCAGAACUUGGAGAGUGAAGGUAGCUUUUCUUCAACAACCCUAGCGAGGGAGUUUCCUCUUGUUGUAGAACCGCCUGGGAACACCAAUGAAGGUAUUGUCAUGAGCCCAGUACCAGGUUCUUCACCCUUACCUUCAUUUAGUUUUGAGCCCCUUAUCAGCCCUGAUGGACCAAUCAUUAUCCAAAACCUUCGAAUAGCUGGCACCGUCACAGCUAAGGAACACCGUGGCACCGGCUCACACCCUUACACUCUUUACACCAUCAAGUAUGAGACAGCGAUUUGUUGUGAAACCCCUGGGCACAUCCAACCAUGCUCUGAGGAUGGCAACACAUUGCAUAUAGGUUUCGAAAGCUCUUCUUCUAUUCAGCCUGUGGCCUAUCACAUGGUCAACAGGCGAUACAGUGAAUUUCUUAACCUCCAAACACGAGUGGAAGAGAAAACAGACCUAAAGAAAUUAAUCAAAGGUGUAAAGGGUCCAAAGAAAAUAUUUCCAGAUAUGCCAUUUGGAAACAUGGACAGUGAUAAGAUCGAGGCUAGGAAAGGAAUGCUUGAGACCUAUCUCAAGCAUCUCUGUGCUAUACCCGAAAUAGCCAACAGUGAACAGAUGCAAGAGUUUCUGGCUCUGAAUACAGAUGCCCGGAUUGCCUUUGUCAAAAAACCUUUUAUUGUGUCACGCAUUGACAAGAUUGUGAUGAAUGCAAUCGUGGACACCCUGAAAACCGCUUUUCCUCAUUCCGAGCCCCAGAGCCCAACUGAGGAAAAUGAAGGCGAGGUGAUCACGGACAAAAAGAGCAAGUCACGUCUGAAAUUCUCCAGUAGAAGCAUCCCCUUUAUGAAUGGCUCAGAUAUUAGACUACCUGUAUUGUUCAGCUCGGAACAAACUCACACUAUGUUUAAUGGGAUGUCUUUGGAGGAUCUGCAAAGUUUUAUCUCAAAACAAGAGAAACUAUCUAUCACACUUCUGCCAAAUUGUGGGGAUGAUUCAAAUGUUACACAAAGAGGACAAAGCUGGCAUGAAUGCUCUACUGGUAGUCAAGGACAUGCUGAAACAGCUUUGGCUGAUGUAGCUUUGAACAUCCUGUGUCUCCUCAUGAGAGAGCAGUGGAGUUGGCUUUGCACUGAGAAUAUUCAAAGGACCAUCAGGCUACUUUUUGGGACCCUUAUUAACAGAUGGCUGGAUGUGAGUGUGGCCAACCUGACAUGUAUCAGAUACUGGGUACAUUACCUUCAGGUCAUCCAGGAGUCUGUGUGGCCAGGAGGAGUACUGCCCAAUUCCCCUCAAACAGAACGAAGUCAGAGGCAGAAAGAUGACACCAAGAAUGAAGUGUUAUAUUGUCUAAUGGGUCUUAUGCCAGGUACACAAGUAGGAUUUAUUUUCAGAUUUGCUUGGCUCAAACAAGUACAAGCUCAGUUGGCAGAUUGUUAUUGAGUCCUUCCAGGACCCUUACAUUAACAGACAUCUGGUUUACUGUCUUUGUGACCUUUUAUUGGAGUUCCUAGUUCCUGAAUUACCGGAGCAAAGUUUUCAGAGGAGUUUGCUGCAGAGCCCCGCCAAGAACCCAGAGAAGCUCUUGGCAUGAAGAAACACCACAAACCACAAUUUGUUUUUUUGUGCCAAAUCUGAUCCUUCAGCACGGGGGCUUCUGCCGGUGGCCUUAAACACCCUCAAACGUUACUCAUGACUGUUGCCAAGUGAUCAGGCCACUGUAAUUGUUACACAUGCAUACAAUAAUUGGGAAUAGUAUGGCUUUGACAAAACCAACUCCAAUUUGUCCUGCGAUUCUGUUCACAUUUUCUUGUCACAUCUAAUUAUAAAGUGGAGAAAAUGA